Molecule: messenger RNA, 636 nt
Organism: Symbiodinium sp. CCMP2592
Lineage: Eukaryota; Dinophyceae; Suessiales; Symbiodiniaceae
Source: the annotation of a GenBank genome assembly
AUGGGGAAAAGGCACGUCUGCCGGCUACGGGACAGCAAGUUUUUCAUGCGGAGCUUCAUCAAGUUGGCUGGCUUUCAUAUACAUCUAGCAAGUCAUGAGACUCGGAAUCUCGAGGAGGAUUCGGAGUUGGAGAUCCUCUUCCAGAUGAGCCGCUUCGGAGGAAUCCUGCAUGGUGUCAGGGAGGGCUUUUCCCCAAGUGACAUGAACUUCGUCACCGAAACCAUGAGGACUUGCAGAGCGUUCACAGCAGUUGGAGCAGAAGGUGCCAUAAAGAGAAAGCACUUCUACCGCAAACUGCACAACUUAAUUAUGGCAGUGGGGAUGGUUGAUGUGCUUCCUCGGGAGGUUGGUGGCCCAGGCCACAAUCUCCUCCUCGAGGCACUCAUGGACGAGCCAGAGGACACCGAACUGCAAUGGUGGUGGUUGGUGCUGGAAACGCUGCUUUCGGGGACCAAACAAAAUCGUAGCGGUUCCACACGAGCUAGCGGAGUGUCAUGCUCUGCUCGCCGGAUGCGACUACACGUUGCAGUCAGGUGGAAGCUGCAUGGAUUUGGGCAGUCGGAAGCUGUCUGCCGCCCGGACUGGCGGCAUGAAGGACGCUUGAAGUUGGCGUCUACGAAUGGUGGCUACUUGUGA